This is a messenger RNA of Impatiens glandulifera, 825 nucleotides long. Its product is annotated as ATP-dependent Clp protease proteolytic subunit-like. Gene Ontology annotation, cellular component: endopeptidase Clp complex. The record is from RefSeq and is a predicted model, not a curated record. Lineage: Eukaryota; Viridiplantae; Streptophyta; Magnoliopsida; Ericales; Balsaminaceae. Gene Ontology annotation, biological process: protein quality control for misfolded or incompletely synthesized proteins. The transcript has 3 exons. The coding region runs from base 1 to 825 and encodes 274 amino acids. Gene Ontology annotation, molecular function: ATP-dependent peptidase activity; ATPase binding; serine-type endopeptidase activity.
AUGAACAAGAAUAAGAUCAUUGCAACUGGGAGUGUGUUCAUCGAGAGAAAGUUCAUUCGAAAUUGUGGAAAAGUUGCGCAUAUUGAAGAUAUCGUUGUCGAUUCCGCCGCUCGAGGGAUGAAUCUUGGGAAGAAGAUCGUAGGUUUCCUCACUGAUCAUGCUCAAUCGACUGGUUGUUAUAAGGUGAUUCUCGAUUCAGCAGCUGCUUCCCGACAACCAUUUUCAAGAGGUUUUAGGACUCCCCCAUUUAUUUCAUCAUUCCUCUUGGAAAAGAGAAGGAUCAAUGUCACUGGGUUGAUCGACGACGAAAACGCUGAAGCCAUAAUUUUUCAACUCAUGUACUUUGAGUACAGGAAUCCAAAAGCGCCAAUCCAAAUGAUUAUCAAUUCUGGGGGAAGAUUAAUAACUUCAGGACUUGCUGUUUAUGAUCAAAUGAAGGCGCUGAAAUGUCAUGUACACACUUGUUGUGUCGGGAAUGCAGCAUCCAUGGCUGCAGUGUUAUUGGCAGGAGGGGAGAAAGAAUUUCGAUAUGCUUCCGCGAACAGCUCCGUGAUGAUCCACUCUGCCAUAGGUGGAUAUCAGGGAAGCUCAAAAGACGUACAAAUUACAUUUAAUCAACUAAUGGCAGAGGAGGACAAAAUUGUUCUUGCUUUGGCAAGAGACACCGGAAGUUCAAUCGAUGUUAUCAGGAAAUGUAUUGAGAGGGAUAACUUCAUGUCCCCUCAACAGGCCAAGCAUUUAGGAUUGAUCGAUAUCAUAGGUACCCUUCCCCCCAUUCCCUCGCCAAAACAUGAACAUCCCAAGGCCGACAAUGAUAUGAAUUAG